AGCCAAUCACGGCGAGCCACACCUGCAGCCAGCCCACACUGGCAGGAAUGUGACAUUACUGCGUCACGCAAGCCGAGGGAGGACUCCGCCACGACUACAAGAAGGAAGUUAGGGACUAUUAUUGUACAGGACUACAGAAGAUCCUGACGUGCCCAGGAUGGCGGCGGCCAAGACCAUAGUGAUCACCCUUCCGAGGCCCCUGAAGCCAGCCAGCCCUCAAGUGGUGCCUCUGCUGGCGACGGGGGACAUCCUGAGGGUGGUGAAGGACGAGCCCGAGGAUGGCGGCAGGACGGGAGACCCAGACAAACCUCCAAGAAAGAGGCAGAGGCUCGACCAUCUCUCGCAGGAGGAAAAGAUCAUGAGAAGAAAACUGAAGAACAGAGUUGCUGCACAGACUGCUCGUGAUAGAAAGAAGCUUCGAAUGGACCAACUGGAGUCGCAGUUAUCGGACUUGACAGAACACAUAUCAGAACUAACAAAUUUGGCUUCGAUUCUUUCAAGUAAAAAUGAAGAGCUAAUGGAACAAAAUGCAGCUCUACAAGAAAAGCUAGCUCAGUGCACUUGCUCAGGAAAGGCUGAAACCCCAGAGAAGUCACAGAGCAUGGCCACUAAGAGUGAACCCCAGAGUAUCAGAGUGGAGGGAGUCAUGGUCCCUGUCACUGUGCCGUCUGAUGGAUCCGCAGUAUCCUUACCCCAGCAGAGGGCAGUCGGCACUCUGGCAGUCCUCAGGAUCAUGGCCCUCUCUACACUAUGCUCCCAGUGGGCAACACAAGCUGCCAUGGCUCUAGUGAUGAACUGUACUCCACAUCCACAGCUAGAAAACCACACACCAGUCGAAGUCAGGUACCCAGAAUACCCACUACCAGUGAAGAAGCGCCCAACCUGCGGCAAGUGGUGGGGACCACAACAACAGUCGUGGAACCCAGCUGGGACGUAGACCAUGACUAUAGUAGUAGAGGUCAUCACACAAAACAGGAUCCAAAUGAUAGACUUACGCCUGCUGAAGAAGAUUUCAUCUCUCAACUGACCAGUGCUUUGGAUGAAGUGCCUAAUUCAAGUGUUAAGUGUACGUCACCUGAAAAUGCUGCUGAGUCCCAAGCAACAAAAGAUGUAUCCACCCCUGACAUUGUCAAAGAUUUCUUUGACUUUGGAAUGGAUUCUAGUAUCUUUCAAGAAGUAAGUUCACCUGUAAUAAGCACAAAAAGUUCAGAGAGCCCUAAAGAAAGCCCCAGAGUACAGUCACCAAUCAGCAAAGAACAGAUUCUAGACUACCUUCAAGACCAAGUUAUCAGCACUAGUCCACAGUCUUUGUUUGAAUCAGAGUCAGGUUAUGAGUCAAGUUCACCAAAAUAUUUUGCCUCAGAUGAUGAGCAAAAUAUUGAUUUUGAUAUGGACUCAUUUUCAGAGUUGUUUCCAGCUUUGUUCUAGUGUUCAUUCAGGUGUUUAAAUUCUCAUCCAAAGAAAAUUUAAUAAAUAAAGGUAUGUAAAAAUGUAGGCAUAGGAAAUUAAUUAACUGCAAAAACACAUAUAUAAUUUUAUAAAAUGUAGGUGUAAGAAAUCAUUUUUUGUUUGUGUGAUGAUAAUAAACUACAAAUAUAUAAAAAAAAUAAG
This is a messenger RNA of Eriocheir sinensis (Chinese mitten crab), 1611 nucleotides long. RefSeq names its product X-box-binding protein 1-like. Gene Ontology annotation, molecular function: RNA polymerase II transcription regulatory region sequence-specific DNA binding; DNA-binding transcription factor activity, RNA polymerase II-specific. The coding region runs from base 158 to 937 and encodes 259 amino acids. The record is from RefSeq and is a predicted model, not a curated record. The transcript has 2 exons. Gene Ontology annotation, cellular component: nucleus. NCBI's taxonomy places the organism in Eukaryota, Metazoa, Arthropoda, Malacostraca, Decapoda, Varunidae.